Messenger RNA from Styela clava, 4026 nucleotides. Its product is annotated as ADAM 17-like protease. NCBI's taxonomy places the organism in Eukaryota, Metazoa, Chordata, Ascidiacea, Stolidobranchia, Styelidae. Gene Ontology annotation, biological process: membrane protein ectodomain proteolysis; Notch signaling pathway. Gene Ontology annotation, molecular function: metalloendopeptidase activity. The record is from RefSeq and is a predicted model, not a curated record. Gene Ontology annotation, cellular component: plasma membrane.
UCAGAUAGCAUAUUUAUUAUCUCGUAGUUUUUAAAGUUCGCACAAAUUAAUAACAAUGAGAUUCACACACAAAAAUACUGUAAUUUUUACUGUUCUGUUCCUGUGUUCAUUUCAAACUAUCAUCGCCAAUCAUCAACUUAAGCAACGAUUAAAGACUUGGGAAACUAUAUCUUCCGACGAUAUUACUUUUCAUAGAUCAAAAAGAAGUUUGGAUGGCAAAGUUCCAACUGUUGAUAAAGAGGUAUCUUUCAAUGCAUUCCAACGUCAUUUUCAUUUAUCUCUUGUACCUUCAUCAGCAAUCUUUGCUCCAAAUUUCAAAGCUGCUGUUUAUGGUCGAAAUGGUAGAGAAGAAGUAACUCUGGAUAAAACAAGCCUAUUUACGGGAAGCGUGAUGGGUGAGUCAGGGUCUUACGUUCAAGCACAUUUAAAUGGAAAAGAAUUAAUGGCGAGCAUCAAAACGAAGCAAGAUACGUAUAUAAUCGAACCAUCGUGGCGACAUUUACCUGAGGAUAAAGAUAAAUUAAUGAUUUACAGACGUUCAGAUCUUAACAUGACACGAUUGGGAAAUCCUCAUAAAAAUGACAGUUAUUGUGACGUCAAAUCUAUCAUGGAUGAUAUUCAUCAGAAUCAAAAAAAACAAGAGAAGAAACCGGUAACGUCAACACAUCAUAGGUCAAAACGUUCCGCAAGCAAAAGGCUGAAAAUUUGUACCCUAUCACUUGUGGCCGAUCACAGAUUUUAUAAAGAAAUGGGGAACAGCAACUAUCAACAAACUAUGUAUUAUUUAAUUAACCUUAUUGAAAGAGUGAACCGAAUUUUUAAAACAACAAACUGGGGUUCGGAAGAAGGAACUGACGAAUACACUGGAUAUGGAUUUCAAAUUGCUGACAUUAAAGUCUAUAAAGAAAGCACAUCGGAACCAAGCUUCAAUUCCGACAGCACAUCGUGGUCGGCGAAAGGAUUGUUAGAAGCAUUCAGCGAACAUAAUCAUGGAAAUUGCCUGGCUCAUCUUUUUACAUAUGUUGAUUUUAAUAAAGGCGUACUUGGAUUGGCAUAUGUUGGGGCUAGUAAGCUCGACGCUGUUGGGGGGAUCUGCACUGACCCAUAUGAAAGAGGUAAUGGCAAGCCAAUUUGGUAUCUCAAUACUGGUUUAACAACAACUCGUAAUUGGGGACAAAGAAUUUUAACGUUAGAAGCCGAUCUUGUUACAACGCAUGAACUAGGUCAUAAUUUUGGUGCCGAACAUGACAACGGUGAAGUCAAAGCAUGCAGUCCUGGACAGUCGAACAAUGGUAACUUCAUCAUGUAUCCUGCUGCAGUAAGUGGUGAACAUGAAAACAAUGAUAUGUUUUCCAUAUGUAGUAAAAAUAACGUUCUUCCGUGUUUGAAAACAAAAGCAACAAAAUGUUUUCAUAAAGCUAAGGAAAACUUCUGUGGGAAUUUUAAGGUAGAAGAAGGAGAGGAAUGCGACGCUGGAUAUUUUGGUGCAAACGUAGAGGACGCUUGUUGUUCGAAGGAAUGUAUGCUGAAAGAAGGGGCAACUUGUAGUCAAAAAAACUCAGUUUGUUGCAAUGAGAAUUGUCAGGCAGCAAGCAAGACAACCCUAUGUUACAGUGAAGUCCCAGAGUCUUGUUUAAGAGAUACGUUUUGUGACGGACAAAAUUUUACCUGUCCAGAUCAUUUGCAUAAAGAUGACAAUGCAGAAUGCGGAGACGAAGGUAGAUGUAAAGGUGGCAAAUGUCAACCAUUUUGUGCUACUGUGGGAAUGAAACCUUGUUUAUGCACUGACAAAAAAGAAAACUUUUGUUUGCGAUGUUGUGCACCUGCGGGAUCUUCUGGAGAUGAAAUGAUAAGAGAAUGCAAACCUUACAAACCAGGAAACGUCACACAUAAACUGAGGAAUAAUGCUAAAUGUACUCUCGGAUAUUGUAAUGAUAACGAAUGUGUGAAACAGACACAAGAUGUUAUUGAAAGAGUAUGGAGUAUAUUUGAACAUAUUGCACCCGAUAAAAUAGGCGAAUUUCUUGCUGAUAAUAUCGUUGGCGCAGUUUUGGUGUUUUCACUCUUAUUUUGGAUUCCUUGCGGUUGUCUUGUUAAUUUUGUUGACAAACAACGGGAAAAACAACGAAGAGAAGACGAUAACUGGUUUACUUCUAAAGGACAUGAAUUUUCGAGAACUAACGCGUAUGGCGGAAUGUUUGGAUCUUCCAAUGCACUUCAUCAAGUACAGAAAGCUAACGCUCUUAAUAUUGCCGCAGCAAAAGCGGGCUUUGGUGCGAAGGAUCAGUGGCGAGCUUCUAAGGAUAAAGGAGCAGUAGUAAGAAAAUCACAGGAGAAAUUAACAGAUAGUACGAAUGGUCUCGAUGAUCGAGUUGGAAGAGGGGACGCAAUCGUAGUGACGGGUGACAACAGAAAUGCUACUGAAGACGAUUCAUGGCAAAAAUCCGGGAUUUUUUCGAAGCCAAAAAGUAAUUUCGAUCUUAAUAAUGACAAAAAUACUCCUAGUGCAAGCAGGUCAAGUACACCGAGGCCGCAAUUGGUUCGUCAACGAGAUGUAGGAUCUGAAGAAGCCGAUUCGUAACAUGUUACAUAAUAAUAUUAUUUAGGUAUAAUUAUUUCGUUAACUAUCGCUAUUUGCUUGACAAAAUUAAAUUUUACUAAAGUUUUUAAAGCUUUGAUUUGAAACUUUUUCGUACAGCAAGUCUUGCAGAAAUAUUGCUACUUUUUGUUCAAGAAGUUUCUUUUGCUUGAAUAUGAGUAUUUUGUAAAUCUGGGGUUCAUGUGCAUCAAUGCGAAAAUAGUUUUUGACUGAACUGGUGAUACUUCACAUUCCGUAGCCAAUACUGAGUUAAAAUUAACCCACCAUGCUGUUCAAACACAGUGCUUAAACUAGAAUUUUUUGAAAGUGUCAGCAUGAAGCACAUAUCUUUUACAAUUUUAUGUACUUGCCAAGUAUGGUAAUAGGAUGCUGAAUAGAAUACAGUUUGACUAUAAAACAAACCAUUGGAAUUAAAUCAUCUUUCGAUGUAUUGCGGCUCUUACUCAGAAAUAAUAGUUUAUGUAUUGAUAUGGAUGUGCUCAAUGCCAAGCGAAUGUCAGUUGAGACGAGAUAAAGUAGUUCAUAUAAAGCUAUUGAUGUUCCGAAUUUCCGCUUUUAAAAGAAUCCUAAACGUCUUGUUUACUUUUUUUUUUUAACAUCCUUUUUUGUGCUUAAAAUCGUGUCAACUGCCAUUUAUUUUUAUUAUACCUUCUAUUGAUUGUAUUUGUUAAUAUGUUAUAUUAUGAUACACAUUAUUUUGUACACUCUUUCUUCAUAAAUCCCUUAAGAUAACCAUUCAAAAAAAAGAAUAAAUUUCAAAUAAUGUCUAACCUCUAAAGGUAUGUAGUUUUGAAAUUGGUGUUGGGAAAACUAUCAAUUACCAUUCUUAGCAAUGGUUUUUGUUCAGUUUUUUUUUUUUUUCAAUUUUUCCACCCAACUACAUUGUUAAGUAUUGGAUAUAAUUUUGUUUAAAGAAAGUUUGACUUUCGUCAUAUUCAAAAGCUUAAGCUUUAUUUCUUACAAUGCAUAUAUUUAGUUAUUUGAUCAAAUUAAUGCAUUUUUGCACCAAAAUCCAAAAUAUACUCAACUUAUGUAAAAUUAUUAUGAAUUGAUUGACAACAAUAGUUAAUAAGUUGUUCGUUUUGGGAUUUUUUGUUUUUCCAGCUAUGGCCAUGAAUAUUUUUCUUAAAACACUGCAUCGGUCAGAUUACUUCAGUUUGGCUUGCCAAGAUUGCUUUUCUAAGUCUUAUUGUUUUAACAAUUUGUUUACGUCGUUUUUGUACUGAAUAUUAUUGCAGUAUUUCCCUUGUCUUUCUUUUGUUUCCAAUCGCAGUCUAAUGAUAUUUUAUUGUUUUAUGAAUAUAUGCAUACUUGCUAAAAUCCAAUAUUUGACAAUACUUUGCUUAUCAUUAUCAAUAUAUAGCGAUGUGGAAUUUUACUGAACACUUUGUGUGGGUAAAAAGAAUACAUUUCUUCGCUUGUGAUAA